This is a messenger RNA of Pollicipes pollicipes, 2765 nucleotides long. Its product is annotated as sodium-dependent serotonin transporter-like. The transcript has 14 exons. Gene Ontology annotation, molecular function: serotonin binding; serotonin:sodium:chloride symporter activity. Gene Ontology annotation, cellular component: plasma membrane; neuron projection; synapse. Gene Ontology annotation, biological process: sodium ion transmembrane transport; amino acid transport; serotonin uptake. The record is from RefSeq and is a predicted model, not a curated record. Lineage: Eukaryota; Metazoa; Arthropoda; Thecostraca; Pollicipedomorpha; Pollicipedidae.
CCGAGCCCGGCGCCCUGAUCAAGGCAGCGGACGCCGCCCCACCCCGCGAGACCUGGGACAAGAAGGUCGAAUUUCUGCUCGCUGUCAUCGGGUUCGCCGUCGACCUCGGCAACGUAUGGCGCUUCCCCUACAUCUGCUACAAGAACGGCGGCGGUGCGUUCUUGAUCCCGUACCUGAUCAUGCUGAUCUUCGGCGGCCUUCCGCUCUUCUACAUGGAGCUAGCUCUCGGCCAGUACCAUCGCAGCGGCUGCCUCACCCUCUGGAAGAAGAUCUGUCCGGCUCUGAAAGGCAUCGGCUACGCCAUCUGCAUCAUCGACAUCUACAUGGCCAUGUGCUACAACACGGUGCUGGCGUGGUCCGUCUACUACCUGGUGCAAAGCUUCCGUAACGAGCUGCCGUGGACGCGCUGCCAGAACGCCUGGAACACGGCCCGCUGUCGACAGACGCCGCUCAACGAGAGCUGGCCGCCGCCGGACGGCAACGCCACCAGUCCCGCCUAUGAGUACUUCCACUACGCUGUAUUGGAAGUUCAGAAAGCGGACGGAAUCAACGAUCUAGGGUCGGUCAAGUGGCCGCUGGCUGUCUCUCUGCUGGCUGUUUUCGUGCUGGUCUACUUCUCCUUGUGGAAGGGCGUGAAGAGCACAGGAAAGGUGGUCUGGAUCACAGCUCUGUUUCCCUAUGUGGUCCUGUUCACCCUGCUGUUCCGCGGCAUCACCCUGCCCGGAGCCUGGAUGGGUAUCAGAUACUAUCUCACUCCCCAAUGGCACCGACUUAAGGACGUUAAGGUAUGGAUAGAUGCGGCCACGCAGAUCUUCUUCUCGCUAGGGCCCGGCUUCGGAACACUUCUGGCUCUCUCUAGCUACAACAAGUUUAAUAACAACUGCUUCAGGGACGCAAUGAUUACGAGUACAAUCAACUGUCUGACCAGCUUCCUUGCCGGCUUCGUCAUCUUUUCAGUUCUGGGGUACAUGGCAACGGUCCAGAACAAGGACAUCGACUCGGUUGGCACGGACGGUCCAGGUCUCGUCUUCUACGUCUAUCCCGAGGCGGUGGCGAUGAUGUCUGGCUCGGUCUUUUGGGCCAUCAUCUUCUUCCUCAUGUUGAUAACGCUAGGUCUGGACAGCACCUUCGGAGGUCUCGAGGCCAUGAUUACCGGACUCUGUGACGAAUACCCGAACGUGCUCGGCAAACAUCGCGAGAUCUUCGUUGGCUGCCUCCUGGUCUUCUGCUACAUCUGCGCGCUCCCCACCACCACAUACGGCGGGAUGUACGUGGUGGACCUGCUGAUGAUCUACGGCCCCGGCAUAUCCGUGCUAUUCAUCGUGUUCGUGGAGGCGGUCGCCGUCUGCUGGUUUUACGGCGCUAACAGGUUCGCGAGUGAUGUCCGAGAGGAUGAUUGGAUCCAGCCCGGCAUAUUCUGGCGCAUCUGCUGAAUUUGUCAGCCGCUGUUCUUAUUGUUCAUCUUUGUGUGCUCGCUGGUGACGUACGAGGACCUGCGCACCAAGGAGUACGUCUAUCCACGCUGGUCGAUCGCGCUCGGCUGGGGCAUGACGGCCAGCUCGCUCGUCUGCAUCCCCGCCUACAUCGUCUACAUGUUCCUGACCACGCCCGGCUCUUUGAAGCAGCGCUUCUACGUGUGCAUCACGCCGGAGGGGGACCUUGGGCUGAACUCGACCCUGGUGCCGGCGGCGGUCACGGGGAAGGAGGCCGAGGCGCCGCCCACAGCCGUAUGACUGGCCGACGGAUGCCGCCGGCGCUCGACGCCCGACUGCAGCGCCCUCUGUGGCCGACAGCAGCGCUGCCAGCGGGAACUCUGGGCAACUCUCGACAAGCGGCUUUCGCUCCACACAAACGAGUGGUUGGUGUGAGGAGGAGGGCUGGAGAGGAGCAUUGCACUGAAUGCUGCUUGUUGUCUUACGCCUAGGGACCAAACUGGAUGUCCGUCUUCAAGCCAAACCAGGUGCAGUGUGCAGAACACCCUUGAUUAUCUGCAAGUGCGCGCAUUUUCCAAAUGUAACGUGAUUUGUGAUCCUCACGGAAGUCAGGAUUUUGGUAAACUCGGGCACGCCGGCCGUGUUUUUUGUAGAGCCGUGUUGGUCAAUAACAUAAAUGUGCAGCACGCUCUCGGGGAGCUCGUAGGGAACAUGUCAUAGAUGUUAAGUGGCAAGUGCACAGUGUUUGAAACCCUCAGACAUCUUCGUACGUUUGUUAACGUUUAAUGUAAUGUCUUCUUUGUUAUUUUGUGUGUGUACAUGUCCGUUCGCGAUAGUAGCAAAAUAUUGUGACUGUAGUGUCCGUAAAAGAUGCUCUGUUUCUUGUCAACAGGAGCUAAUACGCUGUCUGGGCCCCGCUGCCGAACUUGUAAUACCAACUACCCCUCAAACAGUUUCAAAAUUGUUCACAUAUAAUUUAAUGCAUUGCUUUCGAGACUAACACCCCUACUCAAUUUCCUCGGCCUCCAUUGACGUCUUUAGGUCACAAUGACCGGAUUCCAGUCAGUUUCAGAACAUACCCUCUUGCCCAUCCUACCCCCGACUGUUGAAACAGAUUCCGUGACCCAUCGGACAGCACUUCUUACCGCGGCCGCCGGCGCCAGACCGCGGCACUCACAGGCUGCGCCACCGCUCGUCAAUCACUCCGCAGUGGCCAGCGUGCCGCUCGAGCGCCCACGGCGGUGUGCUCCGCCCCAGCCAUGCGGAGCACACCGCGGCGGCGCUCGUCAGCCCCGCUCUCGACGUCGUGAGCAUCGAAUACAGUCUCGUGAU